This is a messenger RNA of Thalassophryne amazonica, 2151 nucleotides long. RefSeq lists its product as uncharacterized. The transcript has 8 exons. Bases 1 to 2151 code for a protein of 716 amino acids. Lineage: Eukaryota; Metazoa; Chordata; Actinopteri; Batrachoidiformes; Batrachoididae. The record is from RefSeq and is a predicted model, not a curated record.
AUGACCAGACGGUGCGCUGCCCUAGCCUGUAAACAGCUGAAUGGGUCACACACCUUCUCUGCCCUUGCCAGUGCAUUGAACGAAGUUCACUGUGAAUUCAAGAUCCGAGACAAAAUCACACGCACCACGACUGACAAUGGGUCCAACUUCAUAAAAGCUUUUAAGCUAUAUGGGCAAACUGAUGAAAACAACAACCCAGGUCCUAGUGUCGAGAGUGCUGAAGCCGAAGAUGACAAUGGUGAUGGGAAUGAUGAAGAACAGGAGAGUGAGGGCAUGGAGUUCGUCGAGGCUGGAGCGAUACUUGACGAGGAUGACUGCCUGGAAUACCAACUACCCAGACACCAUCGCUGUGCUUGCCACCUUCUUAAUUUGGUGUCAACUGUUGAUGUUGAGGAGGCCAAUGUCAACAGCACCUACAAGCGGGUUUCAUGCUCAGCUUUUUUGAAGUGUUGGGGACUUUGGAACAAAAGCGCAAGAUCUACCACAGCAGCAGAGGUCAUCGAAAAGAACUGCAAACUGCAGUUAUUGAGGCCAAAUGCAACAAGAUGGAAUUCCCUGUUCUUGGCAGUGGAGAGGAUCAUCAGAAUUACAAGGGAGCAGGGAGAAGGGGCCAUCACAGCUGUAUGCAGCGCACUGAAGAUAGCCAUGUUCACACCUGUUGAGCUUGCAUUCCUGGCCGAAUACAUGAAGACCAUAGCCCCGGUGGCGAAGGCCCUGGAUGUCCUGCAGGGCGAUACGAAUGUGCAGAUGGGCUGGUUGGUGCCAACGAUCACAAUACUCAAAAACCUCCGCCUUUCCACCAAGUUCUGUAGGCCUUUAAUUGAUGCUCUACUAAAAGGCCUUGAGAAGCGUUUCAAACACGUCCUCACAGAACCAGAGCUGAUUGCUGCUGCAAUUCUCAUGCCCAAAUUCAAGACCAGCUGGACAAGUGACGACUACACCCUGAGACUCGGCCUUGACUAUAUCAAAAGUCACUUGAAGGACCAAGCUGAGGACAAUCAAGCUGAGAGCUUGCCUUCUUCUUCAGAGGAGGAGGACUUCUUUUCUUCAAUCAAACAGCCCAGUUCCCAAGAAAAUGCCAAACAGCUGGAGACUUACCUUGGCUCCCCAGGUGAUACAAUGGAAGCACUUAAGACUUUUCCAGCUAUUUGCAACCUUUCCUUGAGGCUUAACACUGCACUCCCAGCCUCAGCUGCAUGUGAGAGACUGUUUAGUGUAACGGGACUGAUCUUCCGUCCAAAAAGGGCACGUAUUGAUCACAAGAACUUUGAGAAUCAGCUUCUUUUGAGGCGCAACAAAGCAUUCUGGUUUCCUAAACCGUCUUUAGAGGUCACUGAGGUCUCAACAGUGCCCUUUGAUAUUGUUAAUGAAGAUAUAACACUGGCCCUGAAACACAAAGCUGUAUUGGGUGACGCAGCAGUGAAAAUACCGGCCAAGUUGUGGAUUAUUCUGAAGCCCGAUGACACCAGGAAGCUUAUUUUGCCCAUUGGAAUUCCAGAGACAAUGGAAAAACUCCUGGAUGAAGUCAGGAAAGUGUGUGGUUUGAAUGGGGAAUUCAGACUACAGUACCAAGACAAAGACUUUGGAGAUGCAUUUAUGAAUUUAACAUCUACUGCGGAACUUGAGGAUCUGGCAACUAUCAAGAUCAAUGCUGAAUUUCUCCGGAUUACAACUGUUCCACUUCAAACAAGAUUCCUGGCUGCCUUGGACAAGCACUACAUCAAGCUGAUCGAGCUCAUCAGAAGCAAGGGAGGAGCUGUCAUGGAGAAGAGCAAGAGGAUGCUCAAAAUUCUUGAUCAGGGGAUGCUGAGAAGUGAAUAUUACGAGGCUGUUCAAAGCCCUGGUGACCUGACAGCCACCUGCCACGUGCUGAACAUAGGCGAGCUGUCCAUGCUGUCUUCAGGCCCCUGGCACGAGGUUGUGUUCCUCAUCCUCCUCGUCCCCCAUGCUGCCAAUGUGAAGACAAGGGUACCACAUCGUCAUCAGGUUGUGCAGGUACACAUGACACUCAAUGAUGUCCUGCACAAUGGACGGCCUAGGCUGCAGUGUGGUGAGGAGGACCUGCCAUCUCUGGGCCAGGAUCACUCAUCCCAAUUCACGCAUCCCUCUGGAGGUUUGAGUGUCUAUAUGGCUUCAUCAGGUAGGCCCUGA